AUGAGAUAUGUUAUUGAUGUAUACUUGUAUGAUACUAAAUCAAAAGAUCAGAAAAAAUUGGCUGCAUAUAAAUAUGAACGAGAAUUAAAAUUUUCAGACGAUUUGAAAAACGAAGAUAACGAAUUGCAAAUAAUAAAUGAAAAAGAUCAGGGAUUGCUUAAUGCUGAAUUUCGCAAAAUUAGAAAGUUGAUUGACAAACAUUUGUUAGGUAAACCAGAUAUUGAGGAAAUAUUCGAUGCAUACAAUUAUCUUCAAAAUAAUGAUUUUUCAGAAGAUAUGGAUGAAGAUAAGAAAUUACUUAACAAUGUAUUUCAACAAAUUAGUUAUGUGAUUUUUCGUCACCUAUUAGAUAUACCAGAAGAUGAAGAAAUAUUCAAUAAAUAUAAGGAAAAUGUUCAAAUAUCGAGUUUUUCAACUAAUAUGAACAAUGGUGAUAAGAAGUUGCUUGUAGAUGAAUUUGAUAGAAUUAAACAUAUAAUUAAUAGUCACCUGUUUAAUGGACGAAAAACUCUAGAAGUAUUUGAAAAAUAUAUAGAAGAACGAGAAUUAAAGUUUCAAAUAAUAUGA
This is a messenger RNA of Rhizophagus irregularis DAOM 181602=DAOM 197198, 567 nucleotides long. RefSeq lists its product as uncharacterized. NCBI's taxonomy places the organism in Eukaryota, Fungi, Glomeromycota, Glomeromycetes, Glomerales, Glomeraceae. The record is from RefSeq and is a predicted model, not a curated record.